AUGCCUGGUCUGAAGAGCUUGCUCCCAACAGAGAAAGCGCUCAUGACUGCACUGCAGCGUCACAUCGAACAUUGCGGAAAGACCUGGCGACACGCUGCCUUCGUGGCGCCUCCACAGCACCUCGAGCUCCGGGAUGUCACAUCAUUCCGACCGGGAACUCGCCCCGCAGAGUGGGUUUUGGCGAGAUUCUUGAGGCUCUCAGCGCUCUACUCUGUGGCUGACAUGCUCCGAAGUGCUCGCUGUCCUCGACCAGUCGUCCAAGAUGCGGAACGACUUGCCUGGCCCACAGAUGACGACCUAGACGGCGCGGCGCGCAAUAUCUGCAGACUCCAGAUUGCGUACAGAAUCACGGCCGAAGACGUCAUGACGACGCUCUGCUCACCACAUCUGGUCAAUCAGAUGGUCCCAGACGACUCCCUGCCGCUGGCCGUCCACUGUUCCCUGAGCGAACCGACUGUCGCCGCCGCUUGGGUCGAGCGAAGUGGCGACAGGCGCUACUCUGAUUUCUUCGAUCGCCAUCUCCGGAACCUGGAAUCAACGGCCAAGGCGAAUUCGACGGCCUGGUACCAGGUCGUCGGUCAGCCGCCCGAGACGCCCUCAAUGUGGCUUUACCGGCAGGUCUUCAUGCGUGCAGUGCGCUCCGGCUUCCCCAGCAACACACCUUUCGGCGAGCUCUGCCGCGCUAGUCAGGACCUCGACGCGAGAACCAGCGGAAAUCGGCGCUGUUGGCUGUCAUCCGGAAAGCACGGUGCGGCGUCUCUCUCGCCUUUCGCGGUGGAGGAGUUGUCCGUGUCCGAGCCUCGGCUCUGGCUAGUGCACGACUUCUUGAGCCCAAGCGAGUGCGCAGCUGUUCGCCAGGAAGCUACCGAACUCGAGCCUGCCUUGGUGAGGCAGGUGGACGGACGAGACGACCAGCCUGAUACCAGGACGGCGGCCCUCACCUGGCUUGAAAACGCUGGGAGCGCGCGGAGAGUCUACCAACAUGCCAGUGCGAUCACGGGCCUCACGAUGGAGUUCGCCGAGAAACUGCAGGUACUCAACUACGCCGUCGGCGGACAUUUCAACGAGCACACCGACCCCUUGAGUGACGAAGAUGAGAAGGGUGAACGGCUGGCCACGCUUCUGGUGUACCUGAAUGACGUGGAUCGGGGUGGCUCCACCGCAUUUCCCAGGGCCGAUCUCUCCAUUAGGCCCCGUCGUGGUUCGGCGCUUUUCUGGUUCAACCUGAAGCAAGAACCGGCGGAACGUCAGCGACAAAUAGACUACAGCACCACGCAUGGCGCCUGCCCGGUGCUUCGUGGAUCCAAGUGGAUUGCCACGCUCUGGAUACAUGAGCGGUCACAGCCAUGGGACCUUGACUACUCCCUUCGGUAG
Molecule: messenger RNA, 1374 nt
Organism: Dermacentor silvarum
Lineage: Eukaryota; Metazoa; Arthropoda; Arachnida; Ixodida; Ixodidae
Product: prolyl 4-hydroxylase subunit alpha-3-like
Exons: 1
Coding region: 1-1374 (457 amino acids)
Biological process (GO): peptidyl-proline hydroxylation to 4-hydroxy-L-proline
Cellular component (GO): endoplasmic reticulum
Molecular function (GO): procollagen-proline 4-dioxygenase activity; iron ion binding; L-ascorbic acid binding
Source: RefSeq, a predicted model, not a curated record